This is a messenger RNA of Neurospora tetraspora, 464 nucleotides long. RefSeq lists its product as uncharacterized. The coding region runs from base 66 to 380 and encodes 104 amino acids. The transcript has a single exon. NCBI's taxonomy places the organism in Eukaryota, Fungi, Ascomycota, Sordariomycetes, Sordariales, Sordariaceae. The record is from RefSeq and is a predicted model, not a curated record.
CAAAAUCUUAAAUCACCCCUACCUGGUAUCUACACUUACCCCAACCACACAAGCAUCGAGGCAACAUGUGCCACUGGUACAUCGAAUACAGGUUCUGCUCCCAAGGCCCCCACUGCCUCGGCAACUACGGCUGGGCCAACGCUUCCAGUCAGCUCUAUGUCCGGCCCUACGCUUCCAUUCGCCGCAAUCACCCGUGCGAGCAGUCCAGCAGAAGAGGCGGAUGUGGACAAUCGACGCGUUUGGGGCCGGGGUCCGAUAUCAAGACAAGUGACCACAUGUGCGGAUUCUGUAGGGGUGAUGUGCCAAAGACGGAUGCGGGAAAGAAGAAUGACGGCGAUGGAGGGAAGGGGGAUGGGGACAAGAUGGACGUGGAUGUGUGACGAACCGUUACAAGCACAGGAGUAUAUCGCUGGGAAUAAGAACAACGGUAAUAGUAGCCAAAAGGUACUGAUCGAUUCUAGAAG